Molecule: messenger RNA, 4190 nt
Organism: Hipposideros armiger (great roundleaf bat)
Lineage: Eukaryota; Metazoa; Chordata; Mammalia; Chiroptera; Hipposideridae
Gene: WDR19
Product: WD repeat domain 19
Exons: 35
Coding region: 136-3933 (1265 amino acids)
Biological process (GO): intraciliary retrograde transport; cilium assembly
Cellular component (GO): intraciliary transport particle A; cilium
Molecular function (GO): protein binding
Source: RefSeq, a predicted model, not a curated record
CUCCCUUCAGCUGGUGCUCGCUGAUUGGUCACUGCUAGCGUGAUCUCCAGGGUGACUAGAACACGCUAGCAGCUUUGUAGGAGAGCAUGUACGCUUGCGCACUUACUAGAUUGCGAGGCCCGUGGAGUCUUUGAGAUGAAGCGUGUUUUCUCACUGCUAGAAAAGAAUUGGCUUGGAGCACCUAUCCAAUUUACCUGGCAAAAAACAUCAGGAAAUUACCUUGCAGUAACAGGAGCUGAUCAUACUGUAAAAAUCUUUGAUCGCCAUGGUCAAAAAAGAAGUGAAAUUAACUUAUCUGGUAACUGUGUUGGUAUGGAUUGGGAUAAAGAUGGAGACAUCCUAGCAGUGAUUGCUGAGAAGUCUAGUUGCAUUUAUCUAUGGGAUGCCAACACUAAUAAAACCAGCCAGUUAGACAGUGGCAUGAGGGAUCAACUGUCUUUCCUUCUUUGGUCAAAAAUUGGAAGUUUCCUGGCUGUUGGAACUGUUAAAGGAAAUUUGCUUAUAUAUAAUCGUCAGACAUCUCGAAAGAUUCCUGUCCUUGGAAAGCAUACUAAGAGAAUCACAUGUGGAUGUUGGAAUGCAGAAAAUCUGCUUGCUUUAGGUGGUGAAGAUAAAAUGAUUACAGUUAGUAAUCAGGAGGGUGACACAAUAAGACAGAUAAGUGUGGUGGUUGGCAAGAAAUCAUUGUUCUUUUUUAACCUGAAUGAACCAGAUAGCCCAGUUGAUCUGGAGUUUCAGCAGCGCUAUGGCAACAUUGUCUGCUAUAGUUGGUAUGGUGAUGGCUAUAUCAUGAUUGGCUUUACAUGUGGAAUUUUUGUGGUCAUUUCCACUUAUAUUCGAGAGAUUGGUCAAGAGGUAUUUCAGGUUCAUGACUAUAAAGAUAGUCUAACCAGUAUUGCACUAUCACAGACCCUUAACAAAGCUGCUACAUGUGGUGAUAACUGUAUUAAAAUCCAUGAGUUAGCAGAAUUAAAAGACAUGUAUGCUAUAAUCAACCUGGAUGAUGAAAAUAAAGGGUUGGGCACCUUGUCCUGGACAGAUGAUGGCCAGUUGCUGGCACUGUCUACCCAGAGGGGCUCACUCCAUGUUUUCCUGACCAAGCUUCCUGUACUGGGGGAUGCCUGCAGCACAAGGAUUGCGUAUCUCACCUCUCUCCUUGAAGUCACUGUUGCCAACCCUGUUGAAGGACAGCUGCCGAUCACGGUUUCUGUUGACGUGGAACCCAACUUUGUGGCCGUAGGAAUUUAUCAUCUGGCUGUGGGCAUGAACAAUCGAGCUUGGUUUUAUGUCCUUGGAGAGAACGGUGUUAAAAAAUUGAAAGAUGUAGAGUAUCUGGGGACAGUCACCAGCAUUUGCCUUCAUUCUGACUAUGCUGCUGCACUUUUUGAAGGGAAAGUGCAGUUACAUUUGAUAGAAAGUAAAAUCUUGGAUGCUCAAGAAGAACGUGAGACUCGACUUUUCCCAGCCGUGGAUGAUAAGUGCCGUAUUCUAUGUCAUGCUUUAACUGGUGAUUUCCUCAUCUAUGGUACAGAUACUGGUGUCAUUCAGUAUUUCUACAUUGAAGACUGGCAGUUCGUUGAUGAUUAUCGACAUGCUGCCAGUGUGAAAAAGAUUUUUCCUGACCCAAAUGGGACCAGAGUAGUUUUCAUUGAUGAAAAAAGUGAUGGAUUUGUCUACUGUCCUGUUAAUGGUGCCACCUAUGAGAUUCCGGAUUUUUCACCAAACAUUAAAGGUGUUCUUUGGGAAAACUGGCCCAUGGAUAAAGGUGUAUUUGUUGCUUAUGAUGAUGAUAAGGUAUACACUUACGUCUUUCACAAGGGCACUAUACAAGGAUCCAACGUCAUUUUGGCUGGUGGCACCAAAAUUCCCUUCUCUCAUAAACCUUUGCUGUUAUAUGACGGAGAGCUGACCUGCCAGACGCAGAGUGGAAAAAUAAACAACAUCUACCUUGGUACUCACAGCUGCCUCCACAAUUUAAGAAAUGUGGGGCCCAGUGAACUGAGACAAAUGCUGACACAGACUUUACUGCUAAAAAGGAAGAAAUCUUUACUUUUUGGGGACCUCAGCCUGAUAUACUGGGUACUCGAUGAUUUAAUACCAGUCCAAGCUGUCCCCACUGCUCCACUUCCUCUCUGUUCCACAGGCUGCUUGAAUUCAAUGCGAAGGGACUUACUGCAUUGGGACAAUGCCUUACAACUGGCAAAGCGUUUGGCCCCAGACCAAAUACCAUUUAUAUCGAAAGAAUAUGCUGUUCAGCUUGAAGUCAUGGGUGAUUAUGUAAACGCUUUGGCUCAUUAUGAGAAAGGAAUAACAGGUGAUAAUAAGGAACAUGAUGAAGUAUGUCUGGCUGGAGUGGCUCAGAUGUCCAUAAGAAUGGGAGACAUACGCCAAGGGGUUCACCAAGCCCUCAGGCAUCCCAGCAGGGUCCUCAAAAGAGACUGUGGGGCCAUAUUGGAGAAUAUGAAGCAAUUUUCAGAAGCAGCCCAACUGUAUGAAAAAGGUCUCUACUAUGACAAAGCAGCAUCUGUCUACAUCCGCUGUAAGAAUUGGGCAAAAGUUGGUGAGCUUCUGCCUCAUGUUUCUUCUCCAAAGAUUCACUUGCAGUACGCCAAAGCUAAAGAAGCAGAUGGAAGAUACAAAGAAGCUGUUGUGGCCUAUGAGAAUGCAAAACAAUGGAACAGUGUCAUCCGAAUCUACCUGGAUCACCUGAACAGUCCUGAAAAGGCCGUCAGUAUUGUCAGAGAGACCCAGUCUCUCGAUGGAGCCAAAAUGGUAGCCAGGUUUUUUCUACAGUUAGGUGACUAUGGAUCUGCCAUCCAGUUUCUUGUUAUGUCCAAGUGUAAUAAUGAAGCUUUCACACUGGCUCAGCAACACAACAAAAUGGAAAUCUAUGCAGACAUUAUUGGUUCUGAAGACACUACUAAUGAAGACUAUCAAAGUAUUGCCUUAUAUUUUGAAGGAGAGAAACAGCACUUUCAAGCUGGAAAAUUCUUCUUGUUGUGUGGCCAAUAUUCACGAGCACUUAAACACUUCCUGAAAUGUCCAAGCUCAGAAGACAAUGUAGCAGUAGAAAUGGCAAUUGAAACUGUUGGUCAGGCCAAAGAUGAACUACUGACCAGUCAAUUGAUAGACCACCUUAUGGGAGAGACUGAUGGAAUGCCUAAGGAUGCCAAGUACCUGUUCCGCUUAUACAUGGCCCUGAAAAAAUACCAAGAGGCUGCCCGGACUGCCAUUAUAAUUGCCAGAGAAGAGCAGUCUGCAGGAAAGUAUCGGAAUGCUCAUGACGUUCUUUUCAGCAUGUACGCAGAACUGAAAUCCCACAAGAUCAAAAUUCCCUCCGAGAUGGCCACCAACCUCAUGAUCCUGCACAGUUAUAUAUUAGUCAAGAUCCAUGUUAAAAAUGGAGAUCAUAUGAAAGGGGCACGUAUGCUUAUUCGGGUGGCCAACAACAUCAGCAGAUUCCCAUCACACAUUGUGCCAAUCCUGACGUCUACCGUGAUCGAGUGUCACAGAGCAGGUCUGAAGAACUCCGCCUUCAGCUUUGCAGCUAUGUUGAUGAGGCCCGAGUACCGCAACAAAAUAGAUGCCAAGUACAAGAGGAGGAUCGAGGCAAUGGUCAGGAGACCCGAUACAUCUGAGACAGAAGAGGCCACAACCCCAUGUCCAUUCUGUGACUUUCUUCUUCCGGAAUAUGAGCUCCUCUGUCCUGGAUGUAAAAAUAACAUCCCAUAUUGCAUUGCAACAGGUCGACAUAUGUUGAAGGAUGAUUGGACUGUGUGUCCACAUUGCGACUUCCCUGCUCUGUACUCAGAAUUCGAGAUCCUGUUAAACACUGCAAGCACAUGUCCUAUGUGUUCAGAAAAAUUAAACUCUGCUCAACUGAAAAAAAUCUCAGACUGUACCCAGUACCUGCGCACAGAGGUGGAGCAGUGAGUGGAACGUGCAGGAGGCUGUUUUUAGCGCUGGUGGAUUUAGAGAUGGUCCCUCCUGGAUACAGAAAAAAACACAAAGGUGACCUUUCCAGCUCUCCACUUUCAACUUCUGUAGAGUGACAAAAUGGUAACCAUUGCUGUUUGUUACACUUCGUAUAUUUUCUCUUCAAAGUCUUACAUAUUAUAUGCUUUGCACUGUUAAUAGUAACCUAUGACAUAUUUUGAAAUACCUCCUUUAAAAUAAAAUUGUUAACUAGA